GCAUCUACGACGUUUGCAUUUUCUAGAAUGUAACCAGCCUUCCGCGUACGUGACUUGCGUGUUAGUAUAACAGCCUGACCGACAGAGGCGGUGCCUUACAACAUUCAAGUGCAUUCGGUCUGGCGAGUUCUUCGUUCUGGCAAUGAUAGCAAGAUAACGUCGGUAUUUUAACAGCAAUCGAAUCUGGUUAGCUGUUUUGACAUAGAAAGAGGAAUAAAUUCCGAGAGAACAAAGUACGACGUGUUAGCGUAAUUGUUUAUACGAGUGCCGGGUGACGAUAUAUAGUGAAAUCAGCAUGAAUUCAGCGAUGACAAGCAGAAUGAAGCUAACCUUGGCCUACGUCCUGCGAGCGUCCAGGACUGCGUGCGGGACGCUUCCUGCUUCUGUACACUUGCAGCGCAAUUCUUACGGCAGACAAGACUGUAUGAAAACAGGCACUAAACACUAUUGCUCAGCAAUGGAUAAAGGAAAAGGAUUAAUAUUCAGACAGCUAUUUGAAGCUACCAGCAGUACCUACACAUACCUGUUGGGUGACUUAGAGUCCAGAGAGGCAGUUCUCAUUGAUCCUGUGUUUGAGACAGUGGACAGAGAUGUGAAACUGAUCGAGGAAUUAAGUCUGAGUCUAAAAGUGGCUGUCAACACCCACUGCCAUGCAGAUCAUGUCACUGGCACUGGUAGUCUGAAAAAGAAGCUUUUUGGGUGUAAGAGCGCCAUCUCUCUGCACAGUGGAGCCAUGGCUGACAUCCAGCUCUCAGAGGGAGACUACAUCACCUUUGGGAAACAUAGUCUGGUUGUACGAGAAACCCCAGGACAUACAGAUGGAUGUGUGACGCUUGUCCUGGAUGACCAAUCCAUGGCUUUCACUGGGGAUGCCUUGCUAAUCAGGGGCUGUGGCAGGACUGACUUCCAGCAGGGCUGUCCCCAAAAACUUUACCAGUCAGUCCAUCAGAAGAUCUUCACCUUACCUGCUCACUGUCUCAUUUAUCCUGCUCAUGACUACAAAGGUCAGAUGGUGUCUACUGUGGAUGAGGAAAAGAAAUUUAACCCACGGUUGACUAAAACACUGGAGGAAUUUGUAGAAAUUAUGGAUAAUCUCAAUUUGCCCAAGCCUGGAAAAAUAGACAUAGCAGUACCUGCCAACCUGGUGUGUGGACUUCAUGACAUUUGAAUUUAAAAAACAAUGGAGGCAUCUCAAAGGAAUCAGAAAAUUACACAUAUGCCGACUGAACAUAAUGAUUUGUCUUGCUCUACUUAUCUGAUUUUUGGUUAAAAUGCCAAACAAAAAUGCCAAUAGAUCAUUUUGAUGUAAUAAAGUAAUAUCAUUGUAAACCAGUUUUUUAAUUGAGCAGUUAAAUGGUAUUGUGCUUACAAGCAUGCAAAUUGUGUAUUAAAUACUAUGUACAAUAUGAUAGACAAUUAUUUUACUGCCUUUAAUGCCAAUAAGAAUUCAUACCUGUAUUAUAUGCUAAAAAUUCAAAUGGAAUUAUAAUUGUUACCUUUAA
Molecule: messenger RNA, 1502 nt
Organism: Brienomyrus brachyistius
Lineage: Eukaryota; Metazoa; Chordata; Actinopteri; Osteoglossiformes; Mormyridae
Product: persulfide dioxygenase ETHE1, mitochondrial-like
Exons: 8
Coding region: 296-1168 (290 amino acids)
Biological process (GO): glutathione metabolic process; hydrogen sulfide metabolic process
Molecular function (GO): sulfur dioxygenase activity
Source: RefSeq, a predicted model, not a curated record